GAGAGCGAGCGAGAGAGAGAAAAAUAAAGAAUGGGGAAAAAAGGUUAGAACUGGUGUGUGUGUGUGUGUUGGUAUAUCUGAGUUUGAAAGACAGUGCUGUGUGCAUUGCUCUGUAUAUUUGGGUAUGUGUGCAUUUUGAGGACACUGCAUGCAUCCCUGCACAGCAGAUUUUAGUGUGUUGCGCAAAGUCUAGCCCUCUAGCUCUCACUCCUCUUGUCCAUUACUCCCUUCAAUCCAURGUGCCUGUGCUUGUUAUGACAACACGCUUCCAGCCCUCUCUUUACUGGACUGAUUGCGCCAUUGUUUAUUUGGGGAACACUAUGGAAUACUAUUCUCAUGCUGUCAGUUUUAUGUGUUGAUGUCGUGCUUGCAUGCCUGCUUUACUGGAAGGCGCCGACACAUUGAUCAUGUGACCAUGAUAAUCCGGGAUUGAUAGUAUCAGGCGUUGGUCAUUUCUGGUGCUUUUUCACACAUUUGAUUUGCACGUAUGUGGUGUGAAAUGACGGACUUCUCCUUUAAACAGGCCUGUGUUUUUUAUCUACUGGUAGAGAUUUACUCAGAUGGCGUCUAUAUCAGCGUAUUGCACUGCAGCUCCUUACAAAUCAAAGUUAGACAGCCAGCAAAUUAUUCAAUACUCUGGAGUCAGGGUCUAUUUGUGAAGAGCACAAUCAACUCUUACUCUACCUCUCGUCAUCACUGUUCGUUGUGUCUCUAUAUCCCAUCGCAGUUUGGCUAUUUCUUUGUCUUUCAUACUGUUGUAUCCUUUCUGAUUGGCUAUUCCUGUGUCUUUUCAUGGAUUGUCCAGGAAGCUACUGCUCUUCUGUUGACAUUGUCUGUUCACACUAGUUGUUUAUCUGUGUUCACCUCAUUCUCUUUGUCUCUCUUGGGGAUCGAUCCUCUUUAUUCCUAUGUGUUGUUACGGUCUUUGUUCCUGUCUUUCUUUCUGUCAGUGUUUUCUUGUUUUUCUUUCUAGAGCUAAUGCUAUUCUUAUAUGUCCAUGUUCUCUCUCUCUUUCUCUCUCUUUCUCUCCAUAUCUGACACACUGUCCUAUUUCCCUGUCUUGUUUCUGUCUGUUUGUUUGUCCACCUCUGUUUUGCUUUUCAUUCUCUUGUCUGUGUAAACCCUCUAUUCAGUCACUGGAGAGCAAUCACUUACUGCCAGUCUCUCUAUCCCUGUGUGUGUGUGUGUGUGUGCUUGCGAGUGCACAUCAUGGCAGAUAGCAGGUGUGUGUUGGUGGUCCUGUGGAUGAGCAUGGAGUGUGUGUGUCUGAGGCAGGUGCUGGGCACCACUGUCCUGCUGCUAAACACCUUGGCCUGGGCAUGGACAGGUGCCAUCGAACAUGCGCCCAAAAUUGAUGGACGUCAUCGAGCUGCACUAACACUGAAAGAGAAUGUCACCCACAAGUUCAACUGCCAAUCAGAGGGUUGGAAUCCUCAUGCCCCGCCCCUGCUGACGUGGUACCUCAACGGGGAGCGACAGAGACCGCCGUCGGACAAACGGGCACCUGGGCGCCUGGUGGUGACAUCACGGGAGGAGUCUGGGCUCCUGACACCGGACUCCAAGCACAACAGCACCUUCUCUCUGAGAGCCAGGAAGUGGGAUAGAGAGCUAGUAUGUGCCGCCUCCAGCCCUCACAGUGGAGAGAGCUACAACGCCACCGUCACCCUCAAUGUGCAGUUCCAGCCAGAGAUUCUGCGUGUGAACGCUCACUACACUGAGACCUCAGACCCUGGCCUCUCCCUGGUCCUCUUUGCCUUGGUACGGUCAAACCCCCCUGCCCACAUCACCUGGUUGGACCAGUCCGGUCAGCUGGUGGCCAACACUUCGGACUUCCUCAUCCUGGACUCGCGGAGCUACCCCUGGCUGACCAAUCACACACUGCAGGUCGCCCCGAGCAGCCUAUCAGGGAACGUCUCCGUAAACGCCAGCAACAGUGUCGGUGCAGCUCAGAGCAACCUAGCUCUGGCAGGUCUGACAGAGUUCCUCCAGUCCAGGGUGGAGGUGCCGGUGCUGGGCAUCCUGACAGGGGGCGCUGUGGGCUUCGUUACCUUCCUCAUCCUCAGCCUUCUGGUGCUCUGCCUUCUGCACAAGAACAAGGGCAAGGCCAUCAUCGAUGAGCCAGUCGAGAUUAUAAUGGCGAAAAAAUGUAUGGAAUCACCUAGUGUGAAGGUAGACAAGAUAUCCCUACCCAGAGAGAACAUGUCUCUGCCUUCCAACAUGCAACUCAACGACCUCAGCACCCUGCUUAAAGCACGAGAGACCGCCAAACACCACCUUGGGGAGAAGAUGGAAGAGGAGGAUCUGUCUGCUGCCUACGCUGCCAGGGGCUUCGCCCUGUACCCCAUGGUGGGCUACAUCUAUAAGGUGAACAGCAAGAGCAGCGAUGAGAUCUGGCUCUGACUACUACGCCCCAGUUCCACCACUGGGUGGUCAAACCACAGUGCAACCGGCCAAAAGGAACCUGUGAACGACUGCCAGUCAGCCAAUCAGCCGAUCCCAUCUUCAAAAAGGACCAAUAGAGAUGCUGAGAGGAUUACAGGCGUAGCAGCUAGAGGAGCCUGUUAGGAAGAUACUGUAGUUAGCGAUCUCACUCUGAGGUUGUCCAGAUGAACCUAUUACAGCAGGUAAUCACAUUCCAACUUGAUUCAGUGAAAAUCAGAAACUCAGAAUAUCAGGUCCUAUGUUGAUUGGUUCGUGUCUUUCAAGCUGACAGGUAUAAAUCUGUAGCCUGGUCCUAUAUCUGUUUGUGCUGUCUGUCUGUUUGGUGUGACAAUAUGUCACAAACCGAUCUGGGAUCAGGCUAAUAACUCUGACUGCCAUGGACUGAGUUAUCAAAGGGUGCAGUUGUGGUAUCAAGUUAAUACAUUUAGAUGGCUCUAAACACCUAAACCGAUACUCAGUGUGGGAAGUAUACUGUACCUGUGUUUUACAUGGUUUACACUGAUUGACACCUACCACUCCUCCAUAUACUACAGUCUGUUGAUCACAACUCCUGUUGGAUUACAGAAUGCUUUAUGUUCUUUGUAUAUCAUAAGAAUGUCCAAGACAAUGUAUGUGAACUGACAUAUUUAUAUGGCUAUAUACAUAAACAAAAGAUAUUCAUCUACAAGUAUAAAAUAUGUGUAUAUGUAUAUUUGUAUUCAUAUGUAUAUGUGUAUAAAAUAAAUCUAAUAAAGAUUAAUAUGA
Salvelinus sp. IW2-2015 is the source of this 3186-nucleotide messenger RNA. Its product is annotated as transmembrane protein 25. The record is from RefSeq and is a predicted model, not a curated record. Gene Ontology annotation, biological process: negative regulation of excitatory postsynaptic potential. NCBI's taxonomy places the organism in Eukaryota, Metazoa, Chordata, Actinopteri, Salmoniformes, Salmonidae.